This is a messenger RNA of Besnoitia besnoiti, 1269 nucleotides long. Its product is annotated as RNA recognition motif-containing protein. NCBI's taxonomy places the organism in Eukaryota, Apicomplexa, Conoidasida, Eucoccidiorida, Sarcocystidae. The record is from RefSeq and is a predicted model, not a curated record. Gene Ontology annotation, molecular function: protein binding; RNA binding. Bases 1 to 1269 code for a protein of 422 amino acids. The transcript has 3 exons.
AUGACUGGAUCUACGGCGCCCGCGGGCUCCGCCAUGACGGCGGCGUCUUUCCCGCCGCCUCGGGCGGCGGUUUUGGCGGGCGAGCCUUCUCUGCUGACUCAACAGGGGCGGCAGCUUUCUUCGUCCCCUGAGUCCGCCACCCCUGCGCCCUCUUCUUCAGGCGGCAGCGCGAGCAUGUGUGGUUCGUCCCCCUCUCCCGAGCACCCUUCUCUCUCGUCUUCUCUUCCUUCUUCGCCGAACCCCGCGGUUAUGAGUUCGCCGAGUGCAGAGGGCGGUGAGGCCGCCUCCGCGGGCUCGGGAGGGUCGCAGUCUCUCUACUCCUCUCCGUCUCCCUCCGCGUCGUCUGCCGGCGCUUCCGCCGUCUCUUCGCCUCCGCUCGCGAACGGCUUCGCGACCUCUGCUUCCUCACCGUCGCCGUCUCCGCCGACUGUGCGGCGGCCGUUUGGGUGCAGCGGCUCUUCUCUCUCUGCCGCCGGCGCUCGAGAGCAGGAGGGCGGGGGGGGCGACGUGGAGCGCGCGGGGGCCCGCGGCGGCGUCUCCAGCGCCCAAGGCGCCCGUGGAGGCGAACGAAGCACCGUCUACGGCGGGCUGCAUGCGUCGCUCUUCCCGCCUCUCUCAGCGGCUACCGCGCCUCCGCCCCGGGCGCCGGGCGCAGCGGCAGGGGCGGUGGCGAACGCGCAGACCGCCUCUGAGCUCAUUGGCGGGCCGCCGAGUCUCUGGGAGGUCUACUGGACUCCGGACACGAAGCUGCCCUACUUUUACAACGCCAUCACGAAGCACGUUCAGUGGCAGAGGCCGCUGCCACCAAAGGAGUACGUGGAUCGGCUGGGGAAUCCCGACAUUCCGGAUCUCUCCUCUGCGCCGACGCCCUUCCCACCCGGGGGGGUCUCAGGCGGCGGUCGGUCGGGCGCGGUGCUGUACGGCCCACUGGGCAGCAACCUGUUUGUGUACCACAUUCCGCCGGAGUGGACGGAGCAGCAGUUCUUUCGGCACUUUGCGCCUUUCGGAAAUGUCAUUUCGUGCAAGAUUCAGACGAACUCUCAGACUGGCAAGCGCAGUGGCUUCGGCUUUGUGAGUUACGACAACCAAGCGAGCGCCAUUGCCGCGAUUCGAGCCAUGAACGGCUAUGCAGCGUGUGGCAAGUUUCUCAAGGUGCAGCUGAAGAAGGGCGAAGAACAUCUGCUUCCGCCAGAUCUCGCAGCUCAGCAGACGUUUGCGCCGCAUUCCUCCUCCUCUAGCGGCAGUGGUGCACAUCCGUCGCAUGCCUGA